AAAUUGGAAGUUGUCUCUUUCGAGUCUUGCCCAAAAUUUUGGGAGCUUGUCAUAGGAAAUAUAAUUAGUUGUUCUGGUCAUAACCGAUGAUUCUUUUCAACACUUUGAUUCUAGAAUUUUCAAUAGAUGAGCUUAACAUCUGAUAUAUGUUAAUCUAAGCCAGUUUAUUCCUUGUGAAGUUCUUGCAUUUCUGCUGACCAGGUUCAGAGAAAAUGCAAUUGAAUCGCCGGAUAUUCCAAGGCCUAACCGGAAUAGCAUGUCGAUUUUACCAUUCAGACAAGGGGAAGAAAGCGACACUCUAUUCUAAAAUAAGUCCACUUGGAAACCCCAACUGUAGCGUAACAAAUGAGCUGGAUGAAUGGGUCUGCAAGGGCAAAAAAGUCAGAUUUGCUGAGCUUCAACGCAUCAUUCUUGAUCUUCGCAAACGUAAACGCUUCACUCAGGCCCUCCAGGCGUCCGACUGGUUGAAGAAUUCUGGUAUUUUCACUUUUUCAUCAACCGAGCAUGCAGUACAACUGGAUCUGUUAGGUAAGGUUCACGGGUUUCCUGCUGCAGAAAGCUACUUCAAUAACUUGAGCAAAGAAGAUAAGAAUGAUAAGACAUUUGGUGCUCUUCUACAUUGUUAUGUUCGGCAGUGCCAAACUGAAAAGGCACUGACACAUCUGCGGAGGAUGGAGGAGGAAGGUAUUUCUCUAUCUUCUGUGGCCUUCAAUGAUAUAAUGUCACUGUACACAAGAACCGAUGAGUAUGAACGGAUCCCUGAAAUGCUGCGGCAUAUGAAGGAAAUUGGGGUACGUCCUGACAAUUUAAGUUACAGAAUAUGUAUUAAUUCGUAUGGAGCAAAAUCAGAUAUUGAGGGGAUGGAGAGGGUCUUAAAUGAAAUGGAGAACCAAUCUUACAUCGUCAUGGACUGGAACACCUAUGCUGCUGUGGCAAAUAUAUAUGUUAAAGCAGGCUUAAAUGAUAAAGCUAACAGUUUCCUCAAGAAAGCGGAGGAGAAAAUAGAUAAUAAAGAAGGGCUCGGGUAUAAUUACCUCAUUUCUGUAUAUUCUAGACUGGGAAACAAAGAUGAAGUAAUCAGAUUAUGGUUUCUUGAGAAGAGUGCUCUAAAGAGGUGCAUAAAUAGGGAUUACAUUAAUAUGUUAGAAGCUCUAGUGAGACUUGAUGCACUUGAAGCAGCGGAACAGUUGCUCAAGGAGUGGGAGACAUCCGAUAACAGUUAUGAUAUCCGAGUGCCAUACAUAGUCAUUAUAGGGUAUAUUGAUAAAAAGCUAUAUGAAAAGGCAGCGACCAUGCUUGAAGAUUUAUCUACAAAAGGGAAGAUACUAACACCAAAUAUUUGGGGAAGACUGGCAGCAGGCUACCUAGAUAAAGGUGAGUUUGAGAGGGCUGUGAAAUGCAUGAAAGUUGCGUUGUCCUUGAAGAAGGAUAGGAAAGGUUGGAAGCCUGAUCCUAAGGGCAUCAUGAGAAUAUUCAGUUGGUUUGAGGAGAAUGGCAGUGUGAAUGACGCUGAAUCAUUUUUUAAUUCACUGAGGCCUGUUGUCGCCGUAAAUAGAGAGAUGUAUCAUGUCUUACUAAAAUUAUAUAUAGCAGGUGGUAAAGAAGUUGAAAGACUUCUAAACAGUAUGAGAGCUGAUAACAUUGAUGAAAAUGAAGAAACAAAGUUGAUACUUGGAUUACAACCCAACGAGAUUCAAACAGUUAAAUGUUCUGUAUGAAUUUACUUAAACGUUAAUUCCAAAUAACUGUUUUAGUUCA
This is a messenger RNA of Lycium ferocissimum, 1758 nucleotides long. RefSeq names its product pentatricopeptide repeat-containing protein At4g21705, mitochondrial. The coding region runs from base 213 to 1718 and encodes 501 amino acids. Gene Ontology annotation, molecular function: protein binding. The transcript is spliced from 3 exons. Lineage: Eukaryota; Viridiplantae; Streptophyta; Magnoliopsida; Solanales; Solanaceae. The record is from RefSeq and is a predicted model, not a curated record. Gene Ontology annotation, cellular component: mitochondrion.